Molecule: messenger RNA, 712 nt
Organism: Ectocarpus sp. CCAP 1310/34
Lineage: Eukaryota; Phaeophyceae; Ectocarpales; Ectocarpaceae
Source: the annotation of a GenBank genome assembly
CAACCACAACAGCGUUCCCUCAACCAAGAGCAAAACCUUCAAGACACCACCAUUGCCAACCAGCUACUGCACCUUUGAGGCUGAUCGCAGCCCUUCAAAAACGCAGGAAGACUUGCACACACACCAGCAGCAACAACAGCGAAACACACAACGACAGUCCGUCAGCGAAGACCACCUCGCAACACAGCACUUCCAUGGGGUUCCUCUCCUGCCUUGGGUUGGGCAGGCGGGCCGCACCUCGUCGUCGUCCUGUCUCUCGAGACAACGACGCGGCUGCACCGGGCACACCCGCCGGAAGCCCUCCGGCCACCGCGAAUCAGUGGACCGAGUACCGGGAUGCCGCGGGCCGUCCCUGGUGGCGAAGCACCCUCACAGGAAUGUGGACCAACAUCAAGCCGCACGGCAACAACAACAAUCACAACAUGGUCUUCCCCUUCGUGCAGCCGCCGCAGCAGCAGGUCUGGCCGGUGGGUCCCAUCCCCGGCCGCUUCCCCCAGCCGCCUCCCUGGGUCGUCCCGGCGGGUCCGGUGGUUGUGGUCCCGGUAACGCCGGCGUCGCCGAAAAAGAAGGAGGAGGCAAAGGACGACAAGAAGGGACGCUGGGAGGAGUUCAUCUCAGACGAGGAUGGGAAGAAGUUCUGGAGGCACACGGGGACGGAGAAGAUUAGGAACUCCGACCCCUUCACCUGAGUGUAUCCGCCAGGCCGGGGGGG